Messenger RNA from Arabidopsis lyrata subsp. lyrata, 828 nucleotides. RefSeq lists its product as uncharacterized. The transcript is spliced from 4 exons. Lineage: Eukaryota; Viridiplantae; Streptophyta; Magnoliopsida; Brassicales; Brassicaceae. The record is from RefSeq and is a predicted model, not a curated record. Gene Ontology annotation, biological process: mitochondrial respirasome assembly. The coding region runs from base 238 to 627 and encodes 129 amino acids.
UCAAUUUUCCUUCUUAAAAAAAAAAAAGAGAACAAAAAUAUUUCGAUCAGAGUCCGAAUCUCUUCGAUCGAGAACAUGAACGAGACACACAGUUUAAUAAUAAUCUCACGAGGCAGCCACUAUUUCUGCACUUACUAGUUCCAAAUUCAAUAGUCGAGAGAGGGGUUUUCUUCUUCCAAGGUUUCAGAUUCUCUCGCUAUCCCAAAGUUUUGUUUUUUUUUUUGUUUGAAAUCGAGGAUGAGAGAAUCGAAAUCAGCCAAGCUGAAUCAGCUACAAGAAGAUAAUCACCAGAAUGUUCACUUGUCUCCAUCGAAAUUAGCGAAAUUGUUCGAUCCCGAUGCUUCUUGGGACAAGGAUCAAUUGGGAGAUGUGUUGCAUUGGAUUCGACAAGUCGUGGGAUUGAUCUGUGGAUUGCUAUGGGGCUCUAUUCCACUUGUUGGAGGCAUUUGGAUCAUUCUGUUUUUGGCGAUAUCCUCAGGGAUCGUUUACGGUUACUACGCAAUGAUUCUCAAGGUUGAUGAAGAAGAUUUCGGAGGCCACGCAGCUUUACUCCAAGAAGGUCUCUUUGCGUCACUUACUCUCUUUUUGCUCGCAUGGAUUCUUGUCUAUAGCUUGGCACACUUCUGAAAAACGCUGAGCAACAUUCUUUUUACUCAGCAGCAAAUGCUACUUCUCCAUUACCUCGGAACUUUGGAACGAAUCUCUGUUUUUUUGUUUUUGUUUUGUAAACUGUCUGAAGAUAAGGCUACAAGAGACAAAAACGUUAUAGUAACAAUUUUACGAAUCUUCUGCAUGCUACAAAAGCUUUCUAGUAUCCUUUUUACAAUA